UUUCCGUCAUCGUCUCACAACCGAAAUUAUCAGUAAACACCACCUUAGCUGUGGAUCUAAAUCUCUCCAUCUCGUCGUUCUUUUUAGUCUUCGUAUCGCAUCUGAUACUAACCCUAGAUCCCUUCUCUCUCUAAUGGCCUCUGAAGAACCGACUGUGGCGGCCGAGACCGCCCCUGAGCCGGCCAGCACAAAACCGACCGAAGAUAACCCGCCGGUCAAGGGUGGCAAGACGAAGAAAGUCAAGGAAGCCAAGCCCAAGAAAGCUCCGGCUCCCAGGAAACCCAGAAACCCUCCUUCUCAUCCUCCUUAUGUUGAGAUGAUUCAAGAUGCGAUUGUGACGCUGAAGGAGAAGACUGGUUCUAGUCAGUAUGCGAUCGCUAAGUUCAUCGAAGAGAAGCACAAGCAGCUUCCACCGAACUUCAAGAAGCUUCUGCUCUAUCAACUUAAGAAGCUUGUCGCUGCAGGGAAGCUCGUGAAGGUCAAGGGCUCCUUUAAGCUGCCUCCUGUGAGGUCCUCUGCGACCAAGUCUUCGGCGCCUGCUUCUCCGGCAAAGAAGAAGUCCGCGGUUUCUGUCGCCGCCAAACCGAAGGCAAAAGCUUCGGCGAAACCUAAAACUGGGAAGACGACCAAGUCAACAACGAAAUCGCCGGCCAAGGCCAAAGCUGCUGCUAAGUCCAAACCCAAAGCAGCCGCUGCUAAGCCUAAGGCUGCUACUGCUGCCAAGCCCAAAGCUGCUGCUCCGGCAAAGACAAAAUCAGCUUCUGCUGCAAAGCCUAAAGCUGCUGCCAAGACAAAGACUGCAGCGAAGCCGAAGCCCAAGGAAAAGCCGGUCAAGGCUGCGAGAACCUCGACGAGGACAAGUCCGGGGAAGAAAGCCGCGCCUCCUAAGUCGACGCCGAAGAAAGCCCCAGCAGCUGCUAAGAAGGCUCCGGCUAAGAGCGUGAAACCGAAGAGCGUCAAGUCGCCGGCUAAGAAGGCUCCGGCGAAGAAAGGAAGGAAGUGAUAGAGGAACAGGAAGAUAGCAUAGUGUUUGUAGGGGUAGUCUUGUAAAUCUGUUAUCCUUGUGGGUGUAUUUAGACCCGUAUACGCCCUCUGAAAAAUAUAUCGGAUUUUAUUUUUUUUAUUAAAUUUUUAUUUUCUUGUUUU
Messenger RNA from Ziziphus jujuba (common jujube), 1146 nucleotides. RefSeq names its product histone H1. The record is from RefSeq and is a predicted model, not a curated record. Bases 134 to 1003 code for a protein of 289 amino acids. Gene Ontology annotation, biological process: negative regulation of DNA recombination; chromosome condensation; nucleosome assembly. Gene Ontology annotation, molecular function: structural constituent of chromatin; double-stranded DNA binding; nucleosomal DNA binding. Gene Ontology annotation, cellular component: nucleus; nucleosome. NCBI's taxonomy places the organism in Eukaryota, Viridiplantae, Streptophyta, Magnoliopsida, Rosales, Rhamnaceae. The transcript has 2 exons.